This is a messenger RNA of Nicrophorus vespilloides, 441 nucleotides long. RefSeq lists its product as uncharacterized. The transcript has 2 exons. Bases 28 to 441 code for a protein of 137 amino acids. The record is from RefSeq and is a predicted model, not a curated record. NCBI's taxonomy places the organism in Eukaryota, Metazoa, Arthropoda, Insecta, Coleoptera, Silphidae. Gene Ontology annotation, biological process: sensory perception of smell. Gene Ontology annotation, molecular function: odorant binding.
GCUUGUCUGAUUUGAUGCAUAAACAAGAUGAAGACGUUAUUGGCAGUAUUGGUGAUUUCUACAAUAUCUUUAGUUUCCUCUUCGGAAUUUAAGUAUAAAGGGAAACCAUUGGAACAGUUAAUUGAGGCAAGGAAUAAGUGUUUCGUAUCGGAAAAUGUAGAUGCUUCGUAUUUGGAUAAACUGGAUCAAAUUGAGUAUCCGACUCGUGAUGAGAUUCAGUGUCACACGUACUGUGUCCUCAGCUCGUUCAAAAUCAUCAACGACAAGGGCGAAGUCUUCCCAGAGAUCGUGAUGAAGUAUAUCAAAGAACCGGUGCAGCAGAAGUUGGUCAUUGAUACGAUCAAUACGUGCAUACUACGAACCAAAAAAAGCGAGAAUGCUUGUGAUCGUGCUCACCAAAUGCAAGCCUGUUUCAAUAGCAUUAUUUACAAGAAAAACUAA